Messenger RNA from Pediculus humanus corporis (human body louse), 963 nucleotides. RefSeq names its product alcohol dehydrogenase, putative. The coding region runs from base 1 to 963 and encodes 320 amino acids. NCBI's taxonomy places the organism in Eukaryota, Metazoa, Arthropoda, Insecta, Psocodea, Pediculidae. Gene Ontology annotation, molecular function: oxidoreductase activity, acting on the CH-OH group of donors, NAD or NADP as acceptor. Gene Ontology annotation, cellular component: lipid droplet. The record is from RefSeq and is a predicted model, not a curated record. The transcript is spliced from 6 exons.
AUGAACGACAUAGAAGAAAGACUUUACGAAACCGUGCGUUUGAUAAAAGAUAUUUUUUUAUUUUUUCUAUUAUCCGCUUAUUAUUUUUGUGAAUCAAUCAUAUUAUUUUUUAUACCGAGAAAAUUUAGAAGGAAAAAUGUCGUUGGAGAAAUUGUUUUGGUGACUGGAGCCGGUGGUGGCAUUGGAAGACUUAUUGCUUUAAAAUUUGCCAAAUUGGGAGCCACUGUUAUCGUAUGGGAUAUAAAAAAAGAUGGCAUAAAAGAUACGGUUGAAUUAAUAACAAAAUAUGGAGGAAAAGCUCACGGAUUUACUUGCGAUUUGACCGAUAGAGAUGAAAUUUACAGGACGGCAAAUGCAAUUAAAAAAUCAAUCGGAGACGUCACUAUACUAAUUAAUAAUGCCGGAGUUGUUUAUGGUAAAACGUUAUUGGAUUUACCUGAUAAUGAAAUCGAUAGGACUUUUCAAGUUAAUAUUUUAGCUCAUUAUUGGACGACCAAAGCAUUUUUAAAACAUAUGAUGCUCAAAAAUCAUGGACACAUUGUAACAGUAGCAAGUGUGGCAGGUUUAUUAGGAACAUACAAGUGUACCGAUUACAGUGCAACAAAAUUUGCUGCUGUGGGAUUUCACGAGAGCCUUUUCACUGAAUUAAAGGCCAACGGAUAUGAUGGAAUUCAGCUAACAUUAAUAUGCCCUUAUUACAUAAAUACUGGAAUGUUUUACGGAGUGAAACCCAGAUUAAUGGCAAUGUUAGAACCGGAAGAAGUAGCCGAGCAAUCGGUAGCCGCCAUACUUGCUAAUGAAAUUAACGUGACUUUACCCACUUGUGUUAGAUUUUUUUUGCCUUUAAAAUGUUUUUUACCGGAUAAAUUGUGUUGGGCUCUUAUGUACUAUGUAAUGCAAGGACCACAAUCAAUGAUGACAUUUAAAGGCCAAGAAAAAAAUGAAAAUAUUAAAGUAAAGUAA